This is a messenger RNA of Halichondria panicea, 1075 nucleotides long. RefSeq lists its product as uncharacterized. The record is from RefSeq and is a predicted model, not a curated record. The transcript is spliced from 3 exons. The coding region runs from base 353 to 943 and encodes 196 amino acids. Lineage: Eukaryota; Metazoa; Porifera; Demospongiae; Suberitida; Halichondriidae.
GUUUGACCAGUCUACUGUUCGCCUGCACAGUGACGGCUUGCGAGUCUACUAAGUUUUUAAAUCAGCAAAAUGGCAGCAGGAGAGGCUCCUAUCUACAACUCUGGCGAGGACUGCCAGCCUGACUGGAAGACUGCAGCAGCGGGAUACAAUGAGGCUGACACACACCUUGAGAUAAUGGGCAAGCCUGUGAUGGAGAGAUGGGAGACUCCUUACAUGCACAAGCUGGCCACCAUUGCAUCCAGUAAAGGAGGGCGUGUUCUAGAGAUUGGUUUUGGCAUGGCUAUCUCUGCUGGCAAGAUCCAAGAGUGUCCUACCCUCGGCCUCACAGAGCAUGUGAUAGUUGAGUGCAACGAUGGUGUGUUUGAUCGGCUGGUCGUGUGGGGGCAGGCGUUUAGACCCCCUACCCAAGCCUGGUAACCAAGGAGAUUAUCGUCGUGGCAAUGAGGGAUUUGAGAGACGUGGUGGCUUCAGUCGUGGAGGUGGUCGCUAUAGCAACGACAGAGGGAAUUCCCCCUAUCAGCUGGCGUCUAGUGGGUCUGGCCCUUCUCUACACUCCACUCCUGUGUCUAUGUACAGCUCUGCUCUGAUGGGCGGUGGACGCAAGGCUAAUGAUGGCGUAUCAUUAGCAGGGGUCACUCCAGAGGUCAUGUCCGCUGCUGCUCAAGUACUACAGAACAUCAAUAAACAAGUUGGACUGACGAACCUCCCACUACCCAACAGAAGCUCCCCACAAGUCAAUAUGGCCACUCAACUACAGCAGAUAGCAGCAGCUCAGAGGAUGGCACCAGCAAGCUUUGAGGGCAGUCCCUAUGCUCAGUUUGGAUAUCCUCCUCCCGGGAAGAAAUUGCCGCCAGAGGGAGAGAGGUACAAUCGACGAAUGGGACGCUCCUCUGGUCACCAUGACAACAUGUCACAUGAUCUCUUCAAGAAUCCACAAAUGUGAACAUUAAUCGUAUGAUAAUCUAAUUAACUGUUGAUGUAUGCAGUAGUGUUGAUAAGUGUAUUAAUAACAUUAUUCUUUGUAACUUUGUUAAUAACAUUCUUGCCAACUAUAAUUAUUUUGAUGAAUGAUGAA